AUGGCAAGACUGCAGACCCGAAAGAGAAAGCGCGCAGACGAGCCUUUGCCAGAAGACGUAUCUAGUGAGAAGGCAAGGUUGAAUUUCCCGCCUGACUUUUAUGAUACUUUAUCGAAGCUCUGGCUUACAGAUCGUGCUUUGCGAGAACACGAUCAGCGGACCGACGCGCGCCUGUUUCCCAAGUCUGGAUCACCUCAAAGUAGUAUCGUAAGCUUCAACCAAGCUACCGCGCGUGGUGACCUCAAGCUGGCUCGGUUUGCCAGGACAGGUGGCCCCGAUCUCUCAGAUCUUCGUGGUUGCCAACCGUUAUCGGACGAGAUGGCCUCUAGAUCAUCUUCCAUCAGCAGUAAGAGAACGCAAUCGACCAGACCAACGACAGUGUCUUCUACAAGCCGACGAUCCUCGGCGUAUGAUGCCAAUUUCGAACAGCACCUUAUUGAUCACGAUAUUUACCCUCCGUUCUAUUGCCUACCGAACGGCCAAAGGACACCGAAACCAACAAAUAUAGAAGAGAUCCGACAGGCGCUCAAGACCCCUCGGGCAUCCCUCUCGCCAUCCGUCGUGCCCGAGUCGGCUUUCGAGGACUUCCAGAUAAAAAACACAACGAAGUCUGAAGGUACGAUUAUGCGCGUUGUGGUGCCCAUACUCGCUGGCGAUGUCGAUAUCCCGAACGAGGGACACCUUCCCUUCCUCAAUCUCGCCUCCAUCACCGGGAACACAACGGCCAAUCCAAUACCUGAUUUCUUUGAUGGGGCACAGCCGGGCAAAGUCGAAAAAGUAGUACGAGAGGAGCUAGGUACCAUCAUUAUUCCUACAAAGCACGCGAAUGCCCCCGUGGCACCGAACUUUUUCCUCGAAGCUAAGGGCCCCGGGGGGACUGGCGACGUGGCUCAACGGCAGGCGGUUCUGAAUGGAGCUCAUGGAGCUCGCAUUAUGCAUGCCUUGCAAAAUUAUCUAGUACCGGAGCCUGGUUUUGAUGGCAACGCCUACGCCUUCACGUCAACUCUGGUCGACGGAACCUUAAAAUUAUACGCUCAUCACAUCCUCGCGCCCAACCCCUUGCAGGAGAGACCACAGUAUUAUACAACCCAAAUCAAAGCUUAUGCCACUACGGGGGACGAUGAAGUCUGGCGGGAAGGAUCCGCAGCAUUCAGAAAUAUUCGCAUUUUGGCACAGAAAUAUCGUGACAAAUUUAUUGAGGCGGCGAACGCUAAAGCUCGUAGCCAAGUUAUUGGCACUACGGAUGCCGGCUUUAUUGAGGUCAUACCGAGCCAGAGGGAUUACAGUUCCAGUCCCGCCGACUUUUUUGAGUGCCGGUUAUUUGCCGACCCUGACGAGUCUGGAUCUCAAACUGAGGAGACUGAGACCCAAGAGACGAAUCUUGGAUUGGGGAUUCUGAAACACAGCUUUGAAGAUGAUCCAGAUGGCAACGACGAUGCUGGGGAUUCACAGAGCUUUGCAACUAGCUUCGCGUCAAAUAUCCCAUUGCCAAGCGUGCAAACGCCUCCUUCCCGCCCAGCUAAGUUCACACGGAGUCCUCCGUCGCCAUCGGCUUCUAGGCAGUACAAAAGGCGAGGACGGGAAUAG
Pestalotiopsis fici W106-1 is the source of this 1587-nucleotide messenger RNA. RefSeq lists its product as uncharacterized. Bases 1 to 1587 code for a protein of 528 amino acids. The record is from RefSeq and is a predicted model, not a curated record. Lineage: Eukaryota; Fungi; Ascomycota; Sordariomycetes; Amphisphaeriales; Sporocadaceae. The transcript is spliced from 2 exons.